Micromonas pusilla CCMP1545 is the source of this 876-nucleotide messenger RNA. RefSeq lists its product as uncharacterized. Gene Ontology annotation, cellular component: nucleolus. The transcript has a single exon. The annotation marks the transcript as partial. Lineage: Eukaryota; Viridiplantae; Chlorophyta; Mamiellophyceae; Mamiellales; Mamiellaceae. Gene Ontology annotation, molecular function: rRNA binding. The record is from RefSeq and is a predicted model, not a curated record. Gene Ontology annotation, biological process: maturation of LSU-rRNA from tricistronic rRNA transcript (SSU-rRNA, 5.8S rRNA, LSU-rRNA); ribosomal large subunit assembly.
AUGAUCUUAAAGAAAGCGAAGACGAACCUGGGGAAGCGGACGCUCAUGAAGAAAGCGCCGAAACUCGUCGAGAAGGACGGGAAGAUGUGCAUCAUGCUCCACGGCGGGAAGAGCAGCCAGGUCUUAAAGAACCUCGUGACCGACCUCGCGGUCAUGAAGAAAGGCGAGUGCCACAAGAUGACGAAGAAGAACGACGGCAUCCGCCCGUUCGAAGGCGGCGGGGAGACGUCUCUGGAGUUUUACGCGCAGAAAGCGGACGCGGGCGCGUUCGUGCUCGGGACCGAUCAGAAGAAAAGGCCGGACUGCCUCACCGUCGGACGGUUCUUCGAUUACCACCUCUUCGACAUGGUCGAACUCCUGGUGAAAGACUACAAAGGCAUCCGAGAGUUCGGCGCGACCGGGAACCAGGCCGUCGCCGGGUCGAGACCGUGCAUGGUGUUCGUCGGCGACAGGUUCGAGACGGAGCCCGGGCUGAAGCUCGCGAAGAACAUCCUUCUGGACGUCUUCAGGGGGCGGCCGGCGUCGAGGAUCAACCUGAAAGGCGUGGACCGCGUCAUCGUGCUCACCGCGUUAGAGGACAAGGUGAUGUUCCGUCAGUGCGCGAUCAAGUUUAAGAAGUCCGGGACGCGGAUGCCGAAGGUGGAGCUUCACGAGAUGGGGCCGUCGUUUGACUUCACGCUGGGACGCACGCAACAGGCGCCGUCGGACGUCAAGAAGCAGGCGUACGCGAAGGCGAAGUCGGGGAAGAAGAUCAAGAACGUGUCGCAGGACUCGUUGGAAGGGAAGGUUGGGCGGAUAUACGUCGAGAAACAGCAAGGGCUGGAGGACAUGGCGUACAUGAAGAUGAAAGGAUUGAAACGCGAGCGGAGGCAAGCC